GCUGCUGCGGACUGGAAAACCUUCAAACAAAACGUAAAGUGUGGUCGCCGAGUCAAGAUCGAAGAGGAAAAAACCCGCACGCAAUUUUCGGAUCGGAAGAAAACGCGUUUUUUAGUCGGCAAAACCAAAGUGACACAGCUUCCGGCACAAGUUUCGGUUCCUAUUAAGUUUCGUUGUUUGUUUUUUGAAUAGUUUAUCAACCCGCGGAAAAAGUCAAAAUGUUCUGGGGACUCGUGUUGAAAGCGAACAAGAAGUACUCGCAGACGGUGCAGAAGGCGUUCCACCUGAGCCAGGCGGCGCUCGAUCUGUCCAAGUGCGGAGAUGGCGACGUACAGGUUAUGUUAACCUCGGAAGACAGCACCUAUCUGCUGUGUACGCUCGGCAAGAAAACGCCACAGGUCGCUCUGGAUCUGAACUUCGACGAGGGUGACCAGAUCAGCCUGAGCACCAAGGGCGAGGGGGUGGUCCACCUGACCGGCUAUCUGGUCCCGAGCGAGGAGGACUUCUUCGGUGGCGACGACGACGAAGAGCUGGAAGAAGAGGAAGAGGUCGAAGAUUCCCCGCAGAAGGGAAAGGGCAAGCAGGAACGCAUCGCCAAGAAGGUCGCCCAGAAGGUAAACGCCAAGGAAGUCCAGCUGGAAGAGGAUGCCGAAGAGGACGAACUAGACGAAACGUUCGAGCUGCCCAAGGGUGGUGCUAGCAAGAAGAAGGCCGCUGGUGCUGAGGAUGAAGAGGAAGAUUCCGACGAUGACGACGACGAAGAUGAUGACGAAGACGACGAGGAUGAGGACGAGGACAUGGAAGAUAGCAAACUCGAUGGGGAAGCGGACAGUGACGACGACGAUGAAGAUGAUGACGACGAGGACGACGAUGAAGAUGACGAUGACGAGGAGGACGAAUCCGAAGACGAACAACCGAAAGCCAAGGUUGCCAAAGUGGAAAAGAAGCCCUCCAAACAGAAUGGCGUCGAAAAUGGAAAAGCUUCCCCGAAGGAACUGCAAAAAGAAGGUCAAAAGCAGCAACAACAGCAGGAAGCCAAGACACGAACCCUGCAGGGUGGAUUGGUCGUGGAAGACCUCAAAGUCGGAGGUGGUCCCGAGGCCAAGCCCGGCAAGAAGAUCGCCGUCUACUACGAGGGUCGCCUGAAGAAGAACAACAAGGUCUUCGACUCGACCAACAAGGGACCCGGCUUCAAGUUCGCCCUAGGCCGUGGCGAAGUCAUCAAGGGAUGGGAUCUGGGAGUGUCCGGAAUGAAGGUCGGCGGCAAGCGGCGGCUGACGGUCCCACACCAGCUGGCCUACGGUACCCGAGGAAGCCCCCCAGUCAUCCCCCCUAACAGCACCCUGGUCUUCGACGUGGAGCUGAAAAACGUCUUCUAAAAAAGAGCAUUUAGAGCUAGCCUCAUCCUAAAUAAUUAGCAACUAAUUAAACAAUGAUAAGGUACAACUACUAAUAACCACAACACAAAAAACACGAUCAGUUCCGUUAAAAACUGACCGUCGAUCGUAUAAUCUUAGCUCUUAAAAACAAGAUUAAAUGGUACGAACUGUAAACUAGGACAUAGCAAAGCAACGAAGCAUUCAACUAAUAAUAGGAACACACUACCACAGUAAGACAACGGUGUUAUUCUGUACAGAUGAUCCACGCCUAGGUACUUGGGAUACAGUUUUUUCCCCCAUGCCCAAUCACACACACACACACACACACACACACACACACAUAAGCAAAGUUUGUUCAACGUCGUUCUGAUCCAUCUCAGGUUAUUGCUUCUUUUUGUUGUAAAAAGGUUGCAUUAACGUGUGUGUUUCCGUUUGCCAAUCCUCUUCUUCGUUUUGGAGUGUUUUGAUUGAAAAAAAUGACUAUCAAACGAGGAAAACAUGCUGAAGAAAGUGAGUCAAUAAAAUUUGUGUAAAAAAGUAA
Aedes albopictus (Asian tiger mosquito) is the source of this 1920-nucleotide messenger RNA. It is a transcript of the gene Fkbp39, whose product is annotated as 46 kDa FK506-binding nuclear protein. Gene Ontology annotation, molecular function: peptidyl-prolyl cis-trans isomerase activity. Gene Ontology annotation, cellular component: chromatin; nucleolus. NCBI's taxonomy places the organism in Eukaryota, Metazoa, Arthropoda, Insecta, Diptera, Culicidae. The record is from RefSeq and is a predicted model, not a curated record. Bases 219 to 1379 code for a protein of 386 amino acids. The transcript has 3 exons.